Molecule: messenger RNA, 405 nt
Organism: Gloeophyllum trabeum ATCC 11539
Lineage: Eukaryota; Fungi; Basidiomycota; Agaricomycetes; Gloeophyllales; Gloeophyllaceae
Exons: 5
Coding region: 1-405 (134 amino acids)
Biological process (GO): intracellular sterol transport
Molecular function (GO): sterol binding
Source: RefSeq, a predicted model, not a curated record
AUGGCCUCAGCGGGUUUCUCCUCGUGCGGAUCGCCCUCCGACGUCGUCCAGGUCCCCGCUUUGACUCUUUCCCCGGAUCCGCCGCAACCCGGUUACAAUCUGACCGUAGAUUUUGACGCAACCGUGAGCGAUGUCAUUCAAGUAGGAGCGUAUAUUUGGGUGGAAGUGAAACUUGGCUACAUCGUACUAAUCAGGAAGACGUUCGAUCUUUGCGAGCAAGCGACGCAGUUGGACGCCCAAUACGAGUGCCCUUUAGCGGCGGGUGAUUACACCGUACAUCAUGAGAUCGAGCUUCCCAAGGAGAUACCCCCAGGCAAAUUCGUCGUAACUGCCAAGGGUCACAAUCCGGAUGACUCCCCGUUGUUCUGCGUAAAGGAAGAUAUAUCCUUCAGGAAAUCAGCGUAA